AUUUCAAGUUUAAAUUUUAAAAUCUUGCUAAGAUAAAUAAACUAUAUGAAAAUUAAAUGUAAUACGCCGAGGAUAAUGUUUUGCUGUAUUCACAAACAUAAAAUCAUUCAACAUACCUAAUCGAAGAACAAAGUGCAUAUAUAUAUCAAGUAUAAAGAGACAUGCUAAUGGUCCAAGCCAGUUAAUAUGGAUGAAGAAGAUUAUAUUGAGAAUACCUGGACUUACUUUCUAUUAUGUGGUGAACCAACUUUGUACGAAGGUCUUCGAUUUGCAAGGGAUAUAAUAAUUGCGAAUCUAACGUUGCGUUUAAUUAUUCAGUGUAUAUCUUUGCCACAUAAUGGACGCCAUUGUUUAUCUUUGCUGAUUGGCACAUUUCUUCUUUAUUACAAUGUUGGAUCAGCUGUAAUAUGGACUUUAGGUCUUAUAACUGGAGCUUAUUUUGCGAUUACUUUUUUAACGUUAAUAACAAAACAAUGGAGAGGUUUUAUCAUAACAUUAUUGGUAAUACUAUUUAUAGUACUCUGCGAAGUGUUUGUUGUGAACCCAAAAAUGUGGCAACAAAUAAGAGGUAUUCAGAUGAUAGCAGCAAUGAAAAUUAUAUCUGUGGCAAUUGAACUGGACAGAGGUUUGUUCAAAGAGAUGUUGAAUCCUGUAGAGUUUGGGGGAUAUUUACUCUGUCCAGCAAACAGUAUUUUGGGUCCAUGGAUACAAUUCCAUACAUACUCUUCAUAUCUCGAUGUAAAAUUUUUAUCUCGCAGGUGGGUCAAAUUAAUUAUUAUUAAUCUUGCUCAGGCUAUGUUAUUUUUAAUUUUAUCUAAUUGUAUUAUUCCUUGGUACAUAGAUGAUGAUACAACAUUGUGGUUGAUGUCCUAUCGUGAUGCCCAAGCUUUUCGCAUGUCUCAUUAUUUUGUGUCUAGUAUGUCAAUUGUUUCAAUGUUAAGUGCUGGUUUUGGUUUAACAAAUGAUUGCCAUUUGGAUAUAGAGGUUACUAAACCAUUUUUUAUUGAGUUACCAAGGUCUUUGGUUCAGGUUGUUAUAUUCUGGAACAUACCUAUGCAUCAGUGGUUGAAAAAUUACAUUUUUAAAACAUGCCAGCCUUAUGGUCAAUUUAUUGCAAUAUUUACAACAUAUGCAAUAUCAUCACUUUUACAUGGCUUUAAUUUUCAGCUAUCUGCUGUUCUUCUUAGCAUAGGUUCAUUUUCUUAUGUAGAAUAUAAUCUUAGAUAUAAAGUUGCAUCAGCAUUGGAAGUAUGCUGUUUAGCAAAUCCAUGUGCAAAACAAUGUGAACAUAGAUAUAAGAAAAACAGUUUUAUAGCAGUUUUAAUGAAUACAUUUUUUUCUGUAAUAACAAUUAUGCACCUUGCUUAUUUAGGAGUAAUGUUUGAAGCUUCAUUUACUGUUCAAGAAUCUGGUUAUUCAUAUUAUCACACUAUAAGUAAAUGGGAAAAUCUGAAUUUCUUUAGUCAUGGCUUUGUAGCAUUUAUGUAUCUAGGAUACUUAAUGAUGUAAAUCUUGUAAUUCUAAUAAGACUGAUAUGCGCACCUUUACA
This is a messenger RNA of Papilio machaon (common yellow swallowtail), 1549 nucleotides long. It is a transcript of the gene por, whose product is annotated as protein-serine O-palmitoleoyltransferase porcupine. Gene Ontology annotation, cellular component: endoplasmic reticulum; membrane. Gene Ontology annotation, biological process: protein palmitoylation; lipid modification; canonical Wnt signaling pathway. Gene Ontology annotation, molecular function: palmitoleoyltransferase activity; Wnt-protein binding. Lineage: Eukaryota; Metazoa; Arthropoda; Insecta; Lepidoptera; Papilionidae. The record is from RefSeq and is a predicted model, not a curated record. The transcript is spliced from 2 exons. Bases 187 to 1509 code for a protein of 440 amino acids.